Molecule: messenger RNA, 1128 nt
Organism: Topomyia yanbarensis
Lineage: Eukaryota; Metazoa; Arthropoda; Insecta; Diptera; Culicidae
Exons: 1
Coding region: 1-1128 (375 amino acids)
Biological process (GO): DNA integration
Molecular function (GO): nucleic acid binding
Source: RefSeq, a predicted model, not a curated record
AUGAAGGGUAGAACACGGUUUUGCGACUACGUAGCAGAAGACGCAAAGAAUCCUAUCGAUUUACCUCGCGACCACCACCUAACCACCUUGAUCAUGGCAUACUACCACCAAAAAUACCACCACCAGAACCAUCAAACCACCAUAAAUGAAAUCCGACAGAAAUAUAAGAUUUCGCGACUACGAGUUUGCUACGCUAAAGUUAGAAAGCAAUGUCAACGUUGCAAAUAUGAUAACUCAGUUCCACGUCCUCCAAUCAUGGCCGAUCUCCCGCCAGCACGACUCGCGGCAUUCUCACGUCCAUUCACGCACGUUGGGAUCGACUACUUCGGGCCAAUGGAGGUCGUCAUCGGUAGAAGAGUGGAAAAACGAUGGGGAAUGCUCGCAACCUGUUUAACCAUUCGUGCGAUACACAUUGAGCUGGUACACUCACUUAGCACGGACUCAUGCAUCAUGGCUCUGCGCAGCUUUAUCGCCCGUCGCGGUUCACCCAGGAUGAUAUACAGCGACCGUGGGACAAACUUUGUCGGCGCAAGUCGAGAACUACGGAAUGCCGAGUGCGCUAUCAACCAACAGGCGAUAAUGGUAGAGUUCGUCAGCUCCGAAACUAAAUGGUUGUUCAACCCUCCAGCUUCGCCGCACAUGGGCGGCAGUUGGGAACGCCUGAUCCGCACUGUUAAAAAGAAUCUGACCGCCAUCUGCCCGAAGAAGAAACCGACCGAUGAAGUACUCCGGAGCCUUCUGACUGAGGUUGAGAACGCAGUGAACUCUCGGCCAUUGACCCACGUUCCGAUCGAUGAUGAAUCGGACCCCGCUCUAACUCCGAACCAUUUCCUGCUCAAUUCCUCGAAUGGAACGAAGCCGCUCACUGUAAACGACGACAGCGGCAUCGUGUUGCAUGAAGGCUGGCGCGCAUCGCAAGCGCUAGUCAAUCAAUUCAGGAGGCGCUGGUUAACAGACUACCUUCCAGAGAUCACCCGAAGAACGAAGUGGUUCAUCCAUACGAAACCCGUGUGUGUAGGGGACGUCGUUGUCAUCGUCGAUCCGAAACUGCCGAGAAACUGUUGGCCGACGGGAAAGAUCAUCGAGACCUGCAAGUCCAGAGACGGUCAGCCACUGUACGGACGGUGA